GGGGAAGGAUGGGGAGAGAGGGAUGCAAGGGUUACUUGAAAUUAGAGAAAUCAAUAUUCGCACUGCUGGGUUGUAAGCUGCCCAAGCGAAAUAUCAAUUGUUGCUUUUGUCAAAUGAGUCGGGUGUUGGGAGUGAGUGCUUGGCUGCGUUAAACACUGUCCCACAGCUGUGCUGUGCCCACGGACUUCCUUCCUCAUGUCAUCCUCAGGACCGCUCGUCAAUUCCCCUCCCCUCUCUAACAUCUGCGGAGAUUCCCCGCACUGAUUGCACCUCUAUUAUUCAUCGCGGAAUCACAAGCUCAUGAAUCAAAGGAUGAUUCUUAUGAAAUACUCCGGGCUCCGACCUUGCUGCGAGCAGCUUCCUGGUUUCGUCAUGGUUAUAAUGAGAGGAUGUGGCGAGCAGCGAUUUCAUUUAGCACAGGCUGACUCUACAACAGUCUGACCCAUACCCUCAGCAGCAUGGCAUGGAGAGGAGUCCUACUGGGUCUCUAUAUCUAUUUCACUUGGGAUCAACAUGUCACUUGUUUAACAUGUGAUGACGGAUACAUACCACGUGACGACAACAACACGUGUGUCGAUAAAGAUGAAUGCCACGAAGGUCUGUGUGGCCCUAAUGCAGCCUGCAGAAACACAAUGGGAGGUUUCCACUGCAGUUGUAUCAGGGGAUUUGUCCCGACAUUCAACCAGCCACUGAAUAAUAGGACAACAUCCUUCUGUGUUGAUAAAGAUGAAUGCCGUGACGGUCCUUGUGGCCCCCAUGAAGCUUGCAUUAACACAUUCGGAGGUUUCCACUGCAGUUGUUUGAAGGGAUUUCACCGGAUAUCAAACCAGCUGGAAAAUAGGACGGUGUCCUUCUGCAUAGAUAUAAACGAGUGUGAGUCUAGCCCAUGUGGGCCCAUGGCUGCCUGUCACAACACUGAGGGCAGUUUCUACUGCUCCUGCAAUAAAGGAUUUGACGGUGAUUGUAAAUUAGCCAACUCCUCUAUGUUGUGCUGCAGAGAUAAGGAUGAGUGUCAGUCUGAACCGUGUGGAGAUAACGCAGUCUGUUACAACACUAUUGGGAGCUUCUACUGCGAGUGCGGUAAAGGGUUUUACACUGCAGAACACAGGUUCACCGACCCCAAGGAGUCUCAAUGUAAAGACUAUGAUGAGUGCUACACCAGCCCAAACAUCUGCGGCAGCAAUGCCUCCUGCUACAACACAGAGGGGAGCUUCCACUGCCUCUGUGACAAGGGGUUCGCCCAACUGUCCGGCAAGAGGAACUUCACUGGCUACGGGGGCCGGUGCAAGGAUAUCAACGAGUGUCGAUUGAGCCCAUGUGGCCCCAAUGCCAGCUGCAAUAACACGGUGGGCAGUUAUACCUGUGUCUGCAAUCUCGGAUACAUUUCAUCAUCAGGGGGGAGCAGACUGAAUCCUGUUGAUGUCUGUGCCAAAUUUGACUGUCCAAGCCCUGUUUCUGCCAAGUGUCCAGCAGUGCCCAAGGAGGUGGGACCAAUACAGACGGGUGGGUCUGGCGUGGAGUCGGCGGGGGCAACAGACGACCCGUUUUGCUCCAUCAUGGGCUCUUUGCAGCAACACAGUGUGUGUGAAAGGUUACAGAGUGAAGAGGACUUCGACCCCGAGCAGCAUUUCCAGAGUAUCUCAUCGUUCACCGCUCGGCUGAUGGGGAACGGUUCCCUGCUGGGCAACAUGGACCGGGGGAAGCAGCAGGAGGCCUUGGCGUUGUCUCUACAGACGGUGGAGAGCUCGGUGAUGGCCAUGGUCUUCACGCUGGCCAGCGAGGAGAAGAAGAACAUGUCCUUCGGCAACAUCGAGGUCGACAUGGAGGUUCUCCGGGAUGGCAACGUUUCGGCUGCGGAAACAGCCAUGCUGUCGGCCAAUGGCAACCGGAUGGAGGUUCCCUGGCGGGCGGUCAGCCAGGGGGCAGAUCCCGGACGUGUUGGCGUUGCACUCAUCGCCAUGUCGCACGUGGCCUCAGUGAUGAACGACUCGCUAGACGGUGAGGGGCGACUGCAUCUCAACUCUGAUGUCCUGACGGCGGCGGCCACACGGGGAGGGGCCCGGCCCCUGGUGGAGCCCCUCAGCCUCACCUUCCACAACGACAAGACCAUGAAGCCGCGGGUGGAGGUGGUGUGUGUGGCUCUGAAUCACACGAGGGCUGGCAGUCACUGGUCACGCCAAGGGUGCAGGCUGAUGAAGACCAACAGCACCCACACCGUGUGCCAGUGCUCACGGCUGACCAGCUUUGCCGUGCUGAUGGCCCUGUACGAGACGCAGGACCCCUGGCAUCUGCGCAACCUCAGCCUGAUCUCCUACAUUGGGAUCAGCAUCUCCCUGGUGUGUCUCUUCAUUUCGUUCGUCACCUUCUUGGCUUGUCAGGCAAUCCAAGGCACACGGACCACCAUCCAUGCCCACCUGUGUCUCUGCCUCUUCCUCGCUGAGCUCUUGUUCCUUGUUGGCAUCUCACAGACCAGCAACAAGGUGCUGUGUGCGGUGGUGGCUGGAUUCCUGCAUUACUUCUUCCUGACUGUCUUUGCCUGGAUGUCUCUGGAGGGAGCCCAGCUCUACCUGAUGGUGGUGAAGGUUUUCAACGCCGGCUGCCUGAGGAAACGCCACAUGUUGCCCGUCGGCUACGGGCUCCCGCUGCUAAUUGUCGGCAUCUCCGCCGCGGUGUACCGGGAGGGCUACGGCACCCCCAAACACUGCUGGUUGUCCUUGGACAGGCAUUUCCUGUGGAGCUUCCUGGGCCCCGUGUGCACGAUAAUACUGAUCAACAUUGUGUUCUACUGCAUCACGCUGGUUAAGCUGGCAAAGAGGAUGUCCACUCUGAAGAAGGAUAAGACCCCACUGAAGAAGAUCAGAUCCUUCACACUGGCGGCAAUAGCUCAACUGUUCCUGCUGGGAUGUACAUGGAUAUUUGGGAUUUUCCAUUUCCGGGAAGAAACCAUUGCCAUGGCUUAUAUAUUCACCGUGAUCAACAGCUUCCAGGGAAUGUUCAUCUUUAUCCUCCACUGCCUCCUUAAUAAACAGGUACGGGAGGAAUAUUGGAAAUUUUUCACCGGAAUCCUCGGCUUAAAGGGCCCGCACUACUCUGAGUUUCCUGUCAGCUCCUCUGUACCUUUGUGCAGCUUACAGCAGAGGCACCCCUCCAUCAAGCAGAAGACCAGCAGCAGCUUUGCCUUGGAUUAGUGUACAUCUUCUGACAGCGCUGGAGGGGAUGGACUUGAAGCACUUUAUUACGAUGAGUUUACCUUGUGGACUUCGAAUGUGAAUCCCACUGUGGAUACCACACCGUGACGAACUGUGGCCGGAAACCUUCAGGGAUUUAGUUUCUUCCACCAUUCCUGUUGGGCCGGGAAGGUUCAGUUUAGUUUAGUUUCGAGAUGAAGUGCAGAAACAGGCCCUUCGGCCCAUCGAGUCCGUACCAACCAACGACCCCUGUACACAAACACUGUCCUACACACACCAGGAGCAAUGCACAAUUACACCAAGCCAAUUAACCUACAAACCUGCACGUCUUUGGAGUGUGGGUGGAAACCGGAACACCCGGAGAAAACCCACGCAGGUCACGGGGAGAAGAUACACACAGCACCCGUGGUCAGGAUUGAACCCUGGUCUCUGCCGCUGCGACUCUACCACUGCCCCACCGUGCUACUGGUCCAUUGCUGAAUUUGGGAGGAACACCAGGAGCUGGAUGCUGAGAAGAAGAUGCACGCGCAAGGUGCCGGUUCAAAGCCGGAGGUCUAUCCUAGGACACAAAGCUGGAGUAACUCAGCGGGUCAGGCAGCAUCUCCGGAGCAGAGAAGUCUCGGGUCGAGACCCUUCUUCAGAUCUUCAGCUCCAUCCUGAAAGACCUCCCACUGCUGUUGCUCCAUCCAGGUCACUGAACAAUGGUGGCGGCAAGGCGGUAGAGUUGCUGCCUCACAGCGCCCGAGACCCGGGUCCCAUCCUGACCACGGUUGCUGUCUGUACGUUCUCCCCGUGACUGUGUGUGUGUGUGUUUACCGCUGGCAUCUCCGCUUGAAACUGUAAAUUGUCCCUAGUGUGUGUAGGAUAGUGUCAGUGUGCGGGGAUCGCUGGUCGGCACGGACUCGGGGGGCCGAAGGGCCUGUUUCCGCGCUGUAUCUCUAAAGUGCAAGUGUGCGAUGUUGUGCAGUGAUGGUUCAGCACCCAGCGAAUGGCUGAUGGAUUUACCGAGACGUGGCAACACCUAACGGCUUCCGCCCAGCGAGCUGGGUGUGGUGGAAUGCUGUUAUGUGUUCCCCUCAUCUGUCUCUGCUCAUC
Messenger RNA from Leucoraja erinaceus (little skate), 4283 nucleotides. Its product is annotated as adhesion G protein-coupled receptor E5-like. The transcript has 21 exons. Gene Ontology annotation, cellular component: membrane. Bases 459 to 3188 code for a protein of 909 amino acids. Gene Ontology annotation, biological process: adenylate cyclase-activating G protein-coupled receptor signaling pathway; cell surface receptor signaling pathway. The record is from RefSeq and is a predicted model, not a curated record. Gene Ontology annotation, molecular function: calcium ion binding; G protein-coupled receptor activity. NCBI's taxonomy places the organism in Eukaryota, Metazoa, Chordata, Chondrichthyes, Rajiformes, Rajidae.